Carassius carassius (crucian carp) is the source of this 3746-nucleotide messenger RNA. RefSeq names its product RNA binding protein fox-1 homolog 3-like. The transcript is spliced from 16 exons. Gene Ontology annotation, biological process: regulation of alternative mRNA splicing, via spliceosome; nervous system development. Gene Ontology annotation, cellular component: nucleus; cytoplasm. Gene Ontology annotation, molecular function: mRNA binding. The record is from RefSeq and is a predicted model, not a curated record. NCBI's taxonomy places the organism in Eukaryota, Metazoa, Chordata, Actinopteri, Cypriniformes, Cyprinidae. Bases 593 to 1714 code for a protein of 373 amino acids.
CACCGCUUGUGUGAACGUAAACACACAUACACACACCACAGACGCGUGUGGUUGACCGCACCGGGCUCUCAGCUAUGUGUAAAGACACGCGCGGCACGCCAAAGAAGCAGCACUACUGAAUCUGACGCUCGCUUUGUAGCAGGACCGCCAACCAGAUUGCAUCGAAAAUCAUCCUACUUUCUCUCUCUCUUUUUUUUCCCUACCUCUCUUUUCAGUUGUACUUGUGUGAACAGAGCUGAAGAAAAGAAAAUACCCCCCCCCCAUCUCUCUCUGUCUCUCUCACUCUCUCUCUUUCUGUCUGUCCUAUGGUGGGAUAAACAGUGAAAAGAUGAGCCUGUGAUACAGCACCAGACCUGAGUGACCUGACAGCUCAAACUAAUCCUGUUCAGACAAGAAGAAGUGCUACAAGUUGAAGCCUAGUCUCUGAUAGCAGUGGAAAACAACCAGUCUACUUCCCGGAAAAAUACAAGACUUCUGUGAUCUGGUUCGUUGGACAGAGUGACUUGCCACGCUCCGACUGCCCCCUUCUCCCCACAGAAUCAGACACCUCGGUGGUUGCAGUGAGACCCCACCUGCUCAGCCACAGCUGUACAUGGAGACCCCCAGUUGGGCAGAAACUAAACCAGGAAACGGGCUGUGUAAAUCAGGAAGCAUUGCUCUCUUUGGAAACGUAGUGUAUAGUGGGCUACUGAACGAUCACUUCUGGCAUUUCGGGGUGCCCCUUGUCACAAGACUGGGUAACCAGGAAGCCCCAGCUCCCCCAGAAGCCAUGGCUCAGCCGUAUGCUCCAGCGCAGUAUCCUCCCCCUCCACCUCAGAAUGGGUUGCCUGGUGAAUACACCCACCCUGGGCAGGACUACACGGGGCCCAGUCCGGUCCCUGAGCACGCCGCAGCCCUCACUAUCUACACACCCACACAGACGCACAGCGAGCCACCUGGCACUGACAGCAGCACGCCGUCCCUCACAGGGACUAGCAGCAUACCACAAGCGGACGAUGUGGUGCAGACAGACGGCUCUCAGCAGCUUCAGCUCCAGCUCUCAGACUCUUCAGAGAAGCAGCAGCCCAAACGGUUACACGUCUCCAACAUUCCCUUUCGCUUCCGUGACCCAGACCUCCGGCAAAUGUUUGGGCAAUUUGGGAAAAUUUUGGAUGUGGAAAUUAUUUUUAACGAGCGGGGCUCUAAGGGUUUUGGUUUUGUAACUUUUGAAACAAGUGCAGACGCAGACCGUGCACGGGAGAAAUUAAACGGUACAAUCGUAGAGGGACGCAAAAUUGAGGUAAAUAAUGCAACAGCACGAGUAAUGACAAACAAAAAAGUGGCCAACCCAUAUACAAACGGCUGGAAGCUGAAUCCAGUGGUGGGAGCUGUCUAUGGUCCUGAAUUUUAUGCAGUGACAGGCUUCCCCUAUCCCACCACAGGAGCGACGGUGGCUUACAGGGGCGCCCACUUGAGAGGCAGAGGUCGUGCCGUAUACAACACAUUUCGUGCCGUGCCUCCACCCCCUCCCAUUCCUGCUUACGGAGCUGUGGUUUACCAAGAUGGCUUCUAUGGUGCUGAGAUCUAUGGUGGCUAUGCAGCAUACAGAUAUGCCCAACCAGCCGCAGCAGCUGCAGCGGCCUACAGUGACAGCUAUGGCAGAGUCUAUGCAACAGCAGACCCUUAUCACCACACGAUUGGACCUGCAGCCACGUACAGCGUAGGCACUAUGUAAAUAUAAAGAAAGAAGACAAUGGAGAAGAGCAGCAGCUAAAAAGGAACAAAAAGGAUAAAGGAAGAAAAGUGUCAAUGAAAAAAAAACAUACAAAAAGAAGUUAAGAGAAAAUCCUUACACAGAGGCUGUCAGGAGAAGGCAUUAUAUAUCUCUGUGGGGAUGCGAGACUGACGCAGUCAAGCUGUGGAUGAAAAGAGGAGCUUAGCUUUCACCUGGGACAGCCUUUCGGGGUUGAGGAGAAGAGGAGAGGUCGUCAUAAAACUUUUUAUUUUUCUAAACUUUUUUAAGUUUAUGGUUUCAAAAAGAUGAGUGUAUAUAUCUAUAUAGCGAUAUAUAUGUAUGUAUAAAUAUGUUACAAAAAAAAAGAAGUGAAAAAAAAACUAGCAACAGAGUUAUGAAUUAGUGCUGUAGGAGGGGGGAUGGGGGUGUAUAUGUUGGUCCUUCACACCCCCCUCCCACCGCAGACCUCCUUGUCCGGCCUUUUGCUAGGACGGUCAAGGGGGCCGGGCAGAGAGGCUAAAGACCCACCAGACAUGAUUCCAUGUGGCCCCUCUUCAUCCAAUGCCCUUGAAUAUAUGGCACAGCUGGGUCUUCCAUCAGUAGGUUUAUGUCAUGGUUGAACUGCAUUGCUUACUUGGGGAAAAAGACCUUUAGUCGCUAACAUAGGGAGCUGUUAUUCAUCCUGUUUAGAUGUAAGCAGACAAACUCGCAUGGGACUCCAAAUUUCAGUCUAACAGUACAUCAGGUUGCUAUUCAGGUGUCGCAUGGAACAGGGCUCGAAAAGACACUGUAAAUAAACCACCAGAGCCCAGUCUGUCUGAAGUAGGGAAUGCACUGUCAUCCUGCUGUUGUUUGUAGCACAAUAGGAAAGGUUUUACUGGGAUGUGUGCGUGCGUGUGUUCUUGUGUGCGAAUGGUUACGGGCUGAAGGGGGCUUUAUAAGAGUCAUGUUGGGUCGCGGCGGCCCCAGAGCCCAGGGCUACCAAAAAGCAUUUCAUUGUAGUGUUGUGGAGGUGGCCGUGCUGUGUAGUAAACACUUUUGUAUGUGGUGUCAUGAGGCUACAAAUUAAGAAAAUUGGAGCUGUCUUCUCGGUAUUGUCACGGGAGUUUCACUAUCCAUCUUGAAAAUGUGUUCCUGCCCACUGCAAGGUGGAAAACAAUGUGCCAGUUUAGUCAUACGGUUGUGAGCAAAGUUUUAUUAAAAAUCGAUUACCUUUAUACUUCUAACGAGCUCCAUUCCAGUGACACAUCCUUAUAUAUUUAAACGUUGUACUAAUGACAUGAUGCUCAGCGUGGUCAACGUCGAUUGUAGCCAUUUACUAAUGUUGUAUUAUUGUAUUACCACUAGGAAAAACAUUUAUAUAUGGAUAUAUCUAUUUGUGACUUUGCGACCCUUCAAAAAGGAUUGUAACUUUUUUUUUUUUUUUUUUUUUUUUUUUUUGAUGGUGGUCCAGGUUUAUUUUCGGCGGCGAUUUAUGCAAGUACUGAGUGAUUUUCACUCGUGUGGCGUUGUUCUAUUCGUCUGUAUCUUUGGUUCAGCUACUGAAUGUAAUUCAACUUUUUAUGUACGUCUUUGUUUUUUAAGCAGUACUUUGUAAAUGUGGACAUGGUAAACCGAUUCUUUAUUCUGAAGCCGGACCUGAUGGAGAUAUUGUACGGUCCAGCUGACACCUCUCUUUUAUAACAGGAGCACUCCAGCUGGCCGACGGACAUUAUCAUGACCCUGCAGGACUAUGGCAGAAAAGACAUAAGAUGAUUGGAUGAGACAGGGCAGAAUUAUGCUCUUUGGUUUUUAUCGACAUACAUUUUCCUUUUUUGUUUUUUUCUCUUUAUGCAAAUUGUGAACAGUUGACCCACAUUCAAAAGAGGUGUCACUCUAUAAUCGAUGAUGAACAGCAGUAUGUUAUCCUGAGAAAGAAAUGCACUGUAAAAAAAAAUGUUGCUGAGUUGCCUAAAAAUGUGCUUCAUUUGUUAACAUUUAAAUUGACUGGUUUUAUUCAGGUCAACAUUUUCAUAUUCAACAGGACUGAAUC